AGUGCCGCCACAUCACACGGACAAAACGGACAUUUGCCUAGGGCGCAGCGAUUUGAGGGCGCAAAAUCUUAGGAAAGUGUUACCGUAAACCGCGCCUUGAUUUAAAUUUGUUUGUAUAACUUCACGCUAGUUAUUUAUGUUUCUCGAUGUUGGUUGCAAUGAAAAAGCUUUUCGAUUGUACUCUAGUAUACGUCAAAAUUAUACACGUCUGUUUUUGAUAAACAAAUCAAGAAAAAUGCUUAAAAAAUCUGGAUAUCAGUUCAGAUGUGAAAGAAAACGAAAAUUAGAAGCACAAGAUGAGGUAGUUAGAAAAACUAUCAAAAUUGACGAACUUUUUUCAAAGAAAGUUCAAAGCGAUGAAUCAAAACCCGCAAACGUGUUUGAGGGUAGUGUGAAUGGUGUCGACCUAAGUGAAGUCGAACCGAUACAAGCAUCAUCCGAUCCACCACUAAUCGAUUCCACGUCCGUCGAAUUAACACGUUUACCCAUUGAUUCACAUACAAUAACAUCCGUUGAUGAUGUUUCUCUCCAAGUCGCAAGUUUUACAGAAAAUUCGGUCAGCUCUGAUAUCAAUGACAUCAAGGAAGAGCCCCGUUUUAUCGAAAUUGACGAUAAUCCGACAAAUUGGAAAGUAAACGACAAUGACUUUGUUAAUAAGCUGAUACGAUUGCACAAAGUACAAGACGUUAGACAUCUGGAUUUCAAAAAUUCUGAAAGACGAUUUAACGGUGUGCGACGAGUUUGCUCACACACUUUUUUCUUCAAACAAAAAAUUAAUGGUGAAUCGGUUCAGCGACAUUGGCUAUUCUACAGCGAGACACUGGGUCAAAUAUUUUGCAUUUUUUGUAAGAUAUUUAGUCGACGACGAGAAAACAGAUUUAUUACUGGUUUCGAUGAUUGGAGACACAUCGAUGCAAUCUCGAAACACGAGUGUAGCGUUGAUCAUUGCGAAUCCGCUCGCGUUUACUCACUUCGAUGUUCACACAUUGGAAAUGUACAGUCUACAUUUAACAAACAAAUCAUCGAAGAAACCAAUUACUGGAGAAACAUUUUGAAGCGGAUUCUGAGUGUCGUACGUUUCUUAUCAUCGCGAGGUCUUCCUUUUCGCGGGGAUUCCCAACAAAUUGGCGAGUCAUCAAAUGGAAAUUUCUUGGGGUUAAUUGAACUAAUUUCCGAGUAUGAUCCAGUAAUUAAACAGCAUCUCGAACAAUAUGCAAACAGAGGAAGAGGGUCCGUCUCAUACUUGUCUGCUGAGACAGUAAAUGAAUUUAUACACGUAAUGGCACGUAAGGUGGAGGUGGAAAUCAUCAAUCAAAUUCAUCAAAGCAAAUACUUCGCGACAAUAGUAGAUUCCACCCCCGACGUUUCACACACGGAUCAGCUAACGAUGGUUAUCAGAUAUGUCGAUGACAAAGGGCUGGCGAACGAACGUUUUAUACAAUUUUUCGAAAACACUGGGCACAAGGGAAUCGAGAUGAAAACUGUUGAAGGUUUCGUUGACGAAUGUCUUCAAUUCCAAUUCUUCGUAAAGGAUGUGAUAUCACAUUUUGAUUCAUGCACAGAUGAGGAUGCAUGUUGCGACGACGCCGAGAGUGAUGACUACGAAACAGUUGACAUACAAAUGGAGGCUGUCCGAAAGAAAAAGACGAGAAAGUUCUCGAAGUCUUCAAAGAUGCUUCAGUAUUUAAAGCAAAAUAACCUUGAAUCCACUUUCCCGAACCUAGAGGUGGCUCUGCGGAUUCUAGAAACGAUUCCAGUUUCUAAUGCCUCUGGGGAGAGGUCAUUUAAUUCGUUAAAACGAAUUAAAAGCUUCAGUAGAUCGUGUUUAACGCAAGAACAUUUAAAUGACAUGACCACGUUGUUUAUAAAUAAAGACAUUACGAAAUCUAUUGACUUCAAUGAUGUCAUUGAAGAAUUCGCACAAGUAAAAUCAAGAAAAAUAUUGUUAUGAAAAAUAUAGACUAUUACAUGCCAGUUGAACGUUAGACUUUCACUCGAACUAGACGGGCGCAAAAUCUUUUUAGCCUAGGGCGCCAA
Molecule: messenger RNA, 2037 nt
Organism: Bradysia coprophila
Lineage: Eukaryota; Metazoa; Arthropoda; Insecta; Diptera; Sciaridae
Source: RefSeq, a predicted model, not a curated record